Messenger RNA from Hirundo rustica (Barn swallow), 3602 nucleotides. RefSeq names its product SMAD family member 2 (gene SMAD2). Gene Ontology annotation, molecular function: I-SMAD binding; RNA polymerase II cis-regulatory region sequence-specific DNA binding; DNA-binding transcription factor activity, RNA polymerase II-specific. The record is from RefSeq and is a predicted model, not a curated record. NCBI's taxonomy places the organism in Eukaryota, Metazoa, Chordata, Aves, Passeriformes, Hirundinidae. The transcript is spliced from 13 exons. Gene Ontology annotation, cellular component: heteromeric SMAD protein complex. Bases 281 to 1741 code for a protein of 486 amino acids. Gene Ontology annotation, biological process: transforming growth factor beta receptor signaling pathway; regulation of transcription by RNA polymerase II; anatomical structure morphogenesis.
GAAGAGGCGGCGGCCGCACAGCACUCGGGGAGACGGAGGAGCAUAAGGAAGGGGAGAGGAGGAAGAAGGGGAGGAAGGAGCGGUGGCUCUCGGCGGAUCCGGGUGGUUCCCGGCGUCCGCAGAAUAUCCCGAGCUGGAAGGGACCCGCGAGGAUCAUCGCGUCCAGCUCUUAGCGCUGCACAGGACCACCCCCAUGUGCCUCCUGGAUGUGCAGUCGGGGUUAGGGAUCAAACAGAAUCUCCAAUCCGUUGUCUGCUGAGUGUCCUGUCUGGUGAAAGUCAUGUCCAUAUUGCCAUUCACUCCACCUGUUGUGAAGAGACUUCUGGGGUGGAAAAAAUCCGCUGGUGGCACUGCAGGGGCUGGCGGUGGUGAGCAGAAUGGUCAAGAGGAAAAGUGGUGUGAGAAAGCAGUGAAAAGCUUGGUGAAGAAGCUAAAGAAAACAGGACAGCUGGAUGAGCUUGAGAAGGCAAUUACCACUCAGAACUGCAAUACAAAAUGUGUGACAAUACCAAGCACUUGCUCUGAAAUUUGGGGACUGAGUACACCAAACACGAUAGAUCAGUGGGAUACAACAGGCCUUUACAGCUUCUCUGAACAAACCAGAUCUCUCGAUGGCCGUCUGCAGGUGUCUCACCGCAAGGGAUUGCCACAUGUCAUUUACUGCCGCCUGUGGCGCUGGCCAGACCUUCACAGCCACCAUGAACUUAAGGCAAUUGAAAACUGUGAAUAUGCUUUUAACCUUAAAAAGGAUGAAGUAUGUGUAAACCCGUACCACUACCAGAGAGUGGAGACGCCAGUCUUGCCUCCUGUGCUCGUGCCGCGGCACACUGAGAUCCUAACGGAGCUGCCACCUCUGGAUGACUAUACCCAUUCCAUUCCUGAGAACACUAACUUUCCAGCGGGGAUUGAACCACAGAGCAAUUACAUACCAGAAACACCUCCUCCAGGAUAUAUCAGUGAAGAUGGAGAAACAAGUGACCAGCAGCUGAACCAAAGCAUGGAUACAGGGACACCUUCCACCCCAGGUUGCUCCCAGCCCUGUCCAGCCUGGCCUUGGACACUUCCAGGAUCUCCAGCAGAGCUGUCUCCUAGUACUCUCUCUCCAGUUAAUCAUAGCCUGGACUUGCAACCAGUUACUUACUCGGAGCCUGCGUUUUGGUGUUCAAUAGCAUAUUAUGAAUUGAAUCAAAGAGUGGGAGAAACCUUCCAUGCGUCUCAGCCUUCCCUGACUGUAGAUGGCUUUACAGAUCCAUCAAAUUCAGAGCGGUUUUGUCUAGGUCUGCUUUCCAAUGUAAACAGAAAUGCUACAGUGGAAAUGACAAGGCGACAUAUAGGCAGGGGAGUGCGUCUGUAUUACAUUGGUGGAGAAGUUUUUGCCGAGUGCCUGAGUGACAGCGCGAUCUUCGUUCAGAGCCCCAACUGUAAUCAAAGAUACGGCUGGCAUCCUGCAACUGUGUGCAAAAUUCCGCCAGGAUGCAAUCUAAAAAUCUUUAAUAACCAAGAAUUUGCUGCUCUUCUGGCUCAAUCUGUGAAUCAGGGCUUUGAAGCGGUUUAUCAGCUUACUAGAAUGUGUACCAUAAGAAUGAGCUUUGUUAAAGGAUGGGGGGCCGAAUACAGGCGGCAGACGGUAACAAGCACUCCUUGCUGGAUUGAGCUUCACCUGAACGGGCCUCUACAGUGGCUGGACAAAGUAUUGACUCAGAUGGGCUCCCCUUCAGUCCGCUGCUCCAGCAUGUCCUAAAACUCUCCUCUGUCUCCAGUGGGCUAAAAGUCGAGUCCAGUCAACAGACUUAAUAUAACAGCUCGUCUGUCGUAGUAUUUGUGUGUGGUCCCCAUGAACUGUUUACUAUCUAAAAAGGUUUUUUAAAAAGAAAAAAAAAAAAGAGAAAAAGAAAAAAAAAGAAAAGAAAAAAGAAAAAACAGCACUUGAGGUCUCAUCAGUUAAAGCACCUUGUGGAUUCUGUUUCCUAUACUCUGAUUCUAGAUGAAAAUUUAGUGUAUAGAAAAGCCUUCUUCAGAAAGAAGGGACAGUUCUAAAGACUCUUUAAUGGUGUUUUUUUAUUGGGUAUAUAAUUGAGUGUCCUAAUGGUUAUCAAUAACAUGAAUAGCUAAGUAUAUAUAAUCUAUCAUGAUCUCAAAUAUCACAGUAUUGUGCUGUUCUACAUUUUAGUUCCCAUAAAUAGUCAUUUUUGUUUGGGGCAAGUAUCUCAAAAAAUUCCAAGACUUUGCUCCCUUGUUCUUUUAUAUUUUUUUUUAAUAUAAGCUGGUUUGCAAGUUGUCCUAAACGUAAAAAGACUUUCCUUAUAUAAAAGCUGAAUUUUUGCUGUGUUCUUAAGGAAAAAGUCCCUCCAUUGGAAGGGAAAAAAAUGUCUUAGGAUUCAUCUGUGAAGUCUUAAGACACUUUAUAUACUUAAUGGGGCCUAAAAUGAAUUCAUACUAUAAAUUCUGAGUGUCCAUCACACUUGCAGUCUACUUUUUGAUACCCAUAUGAGUUGAUGCAUCCGUUGCCAGCAGUAUUGCUGUCAGUGGUGUCAUUUGGGACAUUUUUUCUACCUUGGAUCAUUGAAAUGAGUGGUUUUUCUCAUGGACGGAGAAUUUACCAUGGCUUUGGAUAUUGAAUUAAGUGCACAAGGUUAUUGGCUUACCCCUUACAUCUGUAUUUUUUUUUUCAUUGAAUAAGUCUUACCCUUUAUCAUCUGUAUUUUUUUUCAUUUUUUUCACAUGUCACUAAAAAUAAUGGGGUUUAGUUUUUGGAGCCGUAUACCUUGAAAAAUCAUUUCCCGGGGUAAGCUAGACUCUUUUUUGUUUAGGUUUUAAAUAGAUGCAGCUUCUUAACAUAUUUCAGUAACAGAAUUUAAAUUUCUUAUCUGAGUAGCUUUUAUAGUUUACUUACACACCAGAUCAUACGCAUUCAUUAAGUCAUAAUGGGCCUUGUUAUUAAAAGUAGUUGCUUCUGCAAAACCUCUAGAAUAGUGGUUGCUGAGGUAUGACCAGCGAAGGAGGACUUCCAAGUUCUUCAUGACAGUGCAUGUUAUUGUGAACCCUUGGACACUACAGCUGCACCAUAUUAAAAAUAUUCUGAAAUAUAUUCUACAAAUACGUCUGGGUUGGGGCUGGGUUGGGAAAUUGUAUAGAAGGGUUAUUCUGACUUGAAAAAUACACAUCUUACUAACAAUCUUGUGAUCUAGCUGUCUGUCAUUCUUUUGUUAUUGUGGCAGUAGCAGGAUUGCCUUUGUCUGUUUUUUUCCAUUGUUUCAUCAAUUACACUAGUUCUGUACUUUGUAAGUACAGCUAGUGAUAACUUAGCUUUGAGAACAAAAAUGUGGCCAGUGUUACAGCUUUUAAUCACUUGACUGAAUUGAUGAUAGUGAUAUGGAUAUUUUUAUGCCAUAAUGACUAGGGCAUAGAAGCAAUACCAAAAAUCAAGCCUUGAGAAAGUGGGCCAGACACCUUUCAAAAAUUGGCAAAGCAGUUACCAGUUUGUGCUAGUUUUACCAGUAGACUAAUGUAUUGGUAGAACUUGUGAACCUAAGAGAUAAGCUUCAUGCGUGUUGCAUUUGCCUAAUAUGUGAAUACACUAAUAAAAGUUUUAAUUCUCACAA